GGCGCACUUUCUCCUCAGCGCCGGGCGGCGGCGGCGGCGCCCUCCUCAGCGCCGUCCCGACCGUGCGGAUAGCGGCCGGCCGGCGCGAGACGCGGCCGCGGCGGGAUCCGGGGCCGCCCGCCGGCGGCUUCCCCCGCGGACAACUUCUCCGCCGCGGCUCUCCCGCGCCGCGCCCCUGCCCGCGUCCUCCCGCGCGGACCCGCGGAGCCGCCGGCCCCCGCCCCGCACCGCACCUGGGCGCCCGGGAGGGCCCCGCUCGGCAGGCCGGCCUCGCCGGGACCCCGGGCCGCCGGGGCGCGGGGGGCUCGCGGGCGGCCCUCGGCAUGGCCGUGUGGGGCGACGCGGCGCCCGGCCCUGCGCGCGCGGGCCCGGGGUGGCUGUGGCGGGGGGCGGCGGCCGCGACCCUGCCCGGAGCUGCGGAGACCCCCGCCCGGGACCCGGCGCCCGCGGGGAAGCGCGGCGGGAGGAGGACAAAGUUCCCCGGGAGCUGUCGCCGAGCCUGGUGGGCGUUGCUGCUGCUCCAGCUGCACCUGUCCCGGGCCCUGGCCCAAGAUGAUGUUGCACCAUAUUUUAAAACGGAACCAGGCCUGCCACAGAUUCACUUGGAAGGGAAUCGGCUUGUUCUCACCUGCCUUGCUGAAGGGAGCUGGCCGUUGGAAUUCAAGUGGAUACGUGAUGACAGCGAACUCACUGCCUAUACCAGCGAAUAUAAGUAUAUUAUUCCAUCUUUGCAGAGACUGGAUGCUGGGUUUUACCGCUGCAUUGUACGAAACAGAAUGGGAGCUCUCUUGCAGAGAAAAUCAGAAAUUCAAGUUGCAUAUAUGGGAAAUUUCCUGGAUACAGACCAGAGGAAAAUGGUUUCUCAAGGACAUGCAGCAGUUCUGAACUUCCUGCAAAUGACCAGCUGCCCCCGGCCACAAGUGACUUGGUUUAGAGAAGGGCACAAGAUCAUUCCAAGCAACAGAAUAGCCAUCACCCUGGAGAAUCAGCUGGUCAUCCUGGCCGCCGGGGCUGGGGAUGCCGGAGCAUACUACGUCCAGGCCGUCAACGAGAGAAACGGAGAGAACAGGACAAGCCCGUUCAUAUAUUUGAGCGUAGCAAGAGAUGCUGGCAUGCCCGAAACCAUGGCCCCGGUGAUCGUGAUUCCUCCAGGCAACAGAAGCGUGGUGGCUGGAACCAGCGAGGCCACCUUAGAGUGCAUAGCCAAUGCCAGGCCUGUGGAUGAGCUCACUGUGACCUGGAAGAGAAACGGGGUGAGAGUCACCAGCGGGCUGCACAGCUUUGGGAGACACCUCACCAUCAGCAACCCCACGUCUGCCGACAUGGGCAUGUAUGUCUGCGAGGCAGCCCUGCGAGGCAGCACCUCGGAGCCAGCCAGGGCACAAGCCUUUCUUUCCAUCACAGAGCCGCCCUAUUUUACUGCUGAGCCAGAGAGUCGGAUUUUAGUUGAAGUGGGAGAAACCGUGGACAUCAUCUGCCAAGCGAUGGGGGUCCCUCUUCCCGUCCUUCAGUGGUACAAGGAUGCCAUUUCCAUCAGCAAGCUCCAGAAUCCUCGAUACAAAGUGCUCUUGAGUGGAGGCCUCCGCAUCCAGAAGCUGCGUCUGGAAGACUCUGGAAUCUUCCAGUGCUUUGCCAGUAAUGAAGGAGGGGAGAUCCAGACCCACACCUACCUGGAUGUGACCAACAUUGCUCCGGCGUUCACACAGCGGCCAGUGGACACCACGGUUACAGACGGAGCCACAGCCGUUCUCACAUGUGAAGUGUCCGGGGCUCCGAAACCCGCCAUCACGUGGAGGAGAGGGAGCCAGAUUUUGGCCAGUGGCUCUGUCCGGAUUCCUAGAUUCAUGCUUCUUGAAUCGGGGGGUCUUCAGGUCACCCCCGUCUUCAUCCAGGAUGCUGGCAACUACACGUGCUACGCCACCAACUCGGAGGGCUCUCUGGACGCCUCGGCGACGCUGACCGUGUGGAAUCGAACUUCCAUCGUGCGCCCUCCCGAGGACUCCAUGACGAUUAAGGGCACGGCGGCCACCCUGCACUGCGGGGCAGCGCACGACCCCCGAGUCUCCAUCCGCUACGUUUGGAAGAAGGACAACGUGAUCCUCAACCCAUCCAGCAGCUCUAGAAUCGUGGUGGAGGAAAACGGCUCCCUCCUCAUCAGCCAGACGUGGUCAGGCGACAUCGGAGACUACACCUGCGAAAUCAUUUCGGAAGGCGGGAACGACUCCAGGAUGGCACGACUGGAAGUGAUUGAACUGCCGCACUCGCCGCAGAACCUCCUGGCCAGCCUGAGUCCCUCCCGCGGCCGCGCCGUGGCGCUCUCCUGGGUGCGGCCCUUCGACGGCAACAGCCCGGUUCUGCGCUACGUCGUGGAGCUGUCUGAAAACAACUCUCCGUGGAAAGUGCAUCUGUCAAACGUUGGCCCCGAGCUGACAGCCGUCACCGUGAGCGGGCUCACUCCCGCCCGCACCUAUCAGUUCAGGGUGUGCGCAGUCAACCAAGUGGGCAAGGGCCAGUACAGCACGGAGACGAGCAGAUUGAUGUUACCCGAAGAACCACCUAGUGCCCCCCCGAAAAACAUCGUGGCCAGUGGGCGCACCAAUCAGUCCAUCAUGGUCCAGUGGCAGCCGCCCCCGGAGACGGAGCACAACGGGGUGCUGCGUGGCUACGUCCUCAGGUACCGCCUGGCCGGGCUGCCCGGGGAGCACCAGCAGAGGAACAUCACCAGCCCGGAGGUGGCUUACUGCCUGGUGACCGACCUCAUCAUCUGGACCCAGUACGAGAUCCAGGUGGCCGCCUUCAACGGGGCCGGCCUGGGCGUGUUCAGCAGGGCCGUGGCGGAGUACACCUUGCAGGGAGGACACCUGCCCGGAGCAGUGCCCACCGCGCCCCCGCAGAACGUGCACGCAGAAGCCGUGGACGCCACCACCGUGCGGUUCCUGUGGAGCCCCCCUCCGCAGCAGUUCAUCAACGGCAUCAACCAGGGGUACAAGCUCCUAGCGUGGCCAGCAGCUGCCCCGGAGGCUGUCACUGUGGCCACCAUUGCUCCAGACUUCCAUGGCGUCCACCACGGGUCCAUAACCAACUUGAAGAAGUUCACGGCCUACUUCACUUCCGUUCUUUGCUUCACCACUCCUGGGGACGGGCCUCAGAGUGCACCUCAGCUCGUGUGGACUCACGAAGACAAGCCAGGGGCCGUGGGCCACCUGAGUUUCACCGAGAUUCUGGACACAUCUCUCAAGGUCAGCUGGCAGGAGCCCGUGGAGAAAAACGGCAUCAUCACAGGUUACCAGGUCUCCUGGGAGGUGUACGGGAAAAACGACUCUCGCCGCACACACGCCCUGAACAGCACGACUCACGAGUACAAGAUCCGAGGGCUGUCGUCGCUCACCACCUACACCAUCGACGUGGCCGCUGUCACCGCCGUGGGCGUCGGGCUGCCCACCUCCUCCACCAUCGCCUCCGGGGUCCCCCCAGAACUUCCCGGUGCCCCGUCCAACCUGGUCAUCUCCAACAUCAGCCCUCGCUCAGCCACUCUUCAGUUCCGACCUGGCUAUGACGGAAAGACGUCCAUCUGCAGGUGGAUCGUGGAGGGCCAGGUUGGAGCCAUCGGCGACGAGGAGGAGUGGGUGCUCCUCCACGAGGAGGAAAACGAGCCAGACGCCCAGAUGCUGGAGAUCCCUGACCUCACGCCCUACACACAUUACAGAUUCCGCAUGAGACAAGUGAACAUCGUCGGCGCGAGUCCCUUCAGCCCGUCGUCUCGGGUCAUCCAGACGCUGCAGGCCCCGCCGGACCAGGCCCCAGCCAGCGUCCGCGUCCGGACGGCGAGCGAGACCAGCCUGUGGCUCCGCUGGGUGCCGCUGCCUGACUCCCAGUACCACGGGAGCCCCGAGUCCGUGGGCUACAGGAUCAAGUACUGGCGCUCGGACCUGCGGGCCUCGCCACUGGCCCAGGUGCUCCAGGACCCGCUGGGAAGGGAGUGCACCGUCGAGGGGCUGGAGGAGUGGACGGAGUACGAGCUGCAGGUGCAGGCCUUCAACGCCGUUGGCGCCGGGCCCUGGAGCGCGGUGGUGCGCGGCCGCACGCGGGAGUCAGUUCCUUCAGCUGCCCCUGAAAAUGUGUCAGCGGAGGCCAUCAGCUCUACGCAGAUUUUGCUGACGUGGGCGUCCGUCCCUGAGCAGGACCAGAACGGGCUCAUCCUGGGCUAUCGGAUCCUGUUCCGGGCCAAAGACCUGGACCCCGAGCCGCGCAGCCUCGUCGUGCGGGGGAACCACUCGCGGUCUGCCGUGCUGGGGGGCCUGCGCAAGUUCGUGCUGUAUGAGCUGCAGGUGCUGGCUUUCACCCGCAUCGGGAACGGGGUCCCCAGCUCGCCCCUCGUUCUGGAGCGCACCAAGGAUGACGCUCCUGGGCCGCCGGUGAGGCUCGUGUUCCCCGAAGUCAGGCUGACGUCCGUGCGGGUCGUGUGGCAGCCGCCGGAGGAGCCCAACGGCAUCAUCCUGGGCUACCAGAUCGCCUACCGCCUGGCCAGCAGCAGCCCCAACACGUUCACGGCCGUGGAGGUCGGUGCCACGGUGCGGCAGUUCACGGCCACUGAUCUGGUGCCCGAGUCGGCGUACGUCUUCCGGUUAUCCGCCAAGACGAGGCAAGGCUGGGGGGAGCCGCUGGAGGCCACCGUCCUCACCACCGAGAAGAGAGAGCGGCCGGCACCCCCCAGAGAGCUGCUGGUGCCCCAGGCGGACGUGACGGCGCGCAGCCUCCGGCUCCAGUGGGUCCCGGGCAGCGACGGGGCCUCCCCGCUCCGGUACUUCACGGUGCAGGUGCGGGAGCUGCCUGCAGGCGACUGGCUCACCUACUCCUCGUCCAUCAGCCAUGAGGCCACGGCCUGCGAGGUGGACAGGCUGAGGCCCUUCACCUCCUACAAGCUGCGCCUGAAAGCCACCAACGACAUCGGGGACAGUGCCUUCAGUGCUGAGACAGAGCCCGUGACCACUCUGCAGGACGUCCCGGGUGAGCCUCCAGGCUUCGUCUCCGUGACCCCGCACACCACAUCCUCCGUCCUGGUGCAGUGGCAGCCCCCGAGGGACGAAAGCCUGAAUGGCCUUCUCAUGGGCUACAGGAUCUACUACCGGGAGCUGGGCCCCGAGGCCGGGCCGGGCCCCGAGGCCAAGACGGUGAAAAGCCCUUCGGCGCUCAGAGCCGAGCUGACAGCCCAAAGCAGCUUCAAGACUGUGAACAGCAGCUCGGCGCUCACAUCCUAUGAACUAACACAUCUGAAGAAAUACAGGCGCUACGAGGUGAUCCUCACGGCCUACAACAUCGUCGGCGAGAGCCCGGCCAGCGCGCCCGUGGAAGUCUUCGUCGGCGAGGCCGCUCCAGCGAUGGCCCCACAGAACGUCCAGGUGAACCCCCUCACGGCCAGCCAGCUGGAGGUCACGUGGGACCCGCCACCCCCGGAGAGCCAGAACGGGAACAUCCAGGGCUACAAGAUUUACUACUGGGAGGCCGAUGGCCAGAACGAAACGGAGAAGAUGAAGGUCCUGUUCCUGCCCGAGACGGCGCUGAAGCUGAAGAACCUGACCAGCCACACCCGCUACCUGGUGGGCAUAGCCGCCUUCAACGCCGCCGGGGACGGGCCCAGGAGUGACCCCAGGCAGGGCCGGACCCACCAGGCAGCCCCGGGUGCCCCGAGCUUCCUGGCGUUCUCGGAAAUAACCUCCACCACUCUGAACAUCUCGUGGGGCGAGCCGGUGGCAGCCAACGGGGUCCUGCAGGGCUACCGGGUGGUGUACGAGCCCCUGGCACCUGUCCAAGGGGUGAGCAAGGUGGUGACAGUGGACAUCAAAGGCAACUGGCAGCGCUGGUUGAAGGUGCGGGAUCUCACGAAAGGAGCCACCUACUUCUUCCGUGUCCAGGCGCGGACCAUUGCCUACGGGCCCGAGCUGCAAGCCAACGUCACAGCCGGGCCAGCCGAGGGGUCCCCGGGGUCCCCAAGGGAUGUCUUGGUCACCAAGUCCGCCUCUGAUCUGACCCUGCAGUGGACAGCGGGCAGCGCCGGCACCGCGCCCACCACAGGCUACGUCAUAGAGGCCAGGCCGUCAGAUGAAGGCCUGUGGGACAUGUUCGUGAAGUCCAUCCCCCGGAGUGCCACGUCCUACACGGUCAGCCUGGAUAAGCUCAGGCAAGGGGUGUCGUACGAGUUCCGGGUGGUGGCUGUCAACGAGGUGGGCUACGGCGAGCCCAGCAGCCCCUCCACAGCCGUGUCAGCUCAAGUGGAGACCCCAUUCUACGAGGAGUGGUGGUUCCUCGUGGUGAUGGCGCUCUCCAGCCUGAUCGUCAUCCUGCUGGUCGUGUUCGCCCUGGUCUUGCACGGACAGAGAAAGAAAUACAAGAAGUGCAGUGCAGGUAAGGGCGUCUCCACCGCGGAGGAGUCCGUGACCCUGGAUAACGGAGGGUUCGCCGCCCUGGAGCUCAACAGCCGCCACCUCAGCGUCAAGAACACCUUCUCCAAGAAGAACGGCGCCAGGUCCCCGCCUCGGCCCAGCCCAGGAGGCCUGCACUACUCGGACGAGGACAUCUGCAGCAAGUACAACGGGGCCGUGCUGACCGAGAGCGUGGCUCUCAAGGAGAAGGCCACAGACGCAUCCGAGUCCGAGGCCACCGACUCCGACUUCGAGGCCGAGCUGCCCAAGCGCUCCUUCGUCAACCACUACCUGAGCGACCCCACCUACUACAACUCGUGGAAGCGCCGGCCCCGGGGCGGCCAGGUGCCCGGGCCCUACGGGUACGAGGAGCGCGCGGCCGGGGAGGCCGGCGCCUGCUUCCCGACGGUGGUCACCACGCAGCGCUCGUGCCCGCAGCCCGGCGCCCGGACUCCGCUCACCGGCUUCUCCUCCUUCGUCUGAGCGGCGUGGGCCAAGCGCUGGGCUCCGCCGGGGAGGACGGUGCAGACGUGGAUGCGUCUAUUUUUUUUAAGACAAUCAACUCCGAUAACUGAGCUGAAGUUUUUGUUUCAGAGAAAAAGAAAAUUCUGCUAAGUGAUGAUUUUAACCACUUGUGAGUAAUAGAUUUCAAUCCAAGAGGUUUUUUUAAUGGCUUUUUGUAGCAUCACUGCAGGAAGCAGAUUUCUUUGUUUUCUUUGCUCUUUAAGAGAAGGUGUCUUUCACCGGUGCGACAGCUUGGCCACGCUGUGACUUGGGAGAGUCUCAAACACCGGCCCCACCUCCCUCCCCAGUCCCAGGUUUCUCCGCUGGGGGCCGGAGGGUGGCAAGGGCGGGAGGGCUCAGCAAGAUCUCGGGAUUGCCUCCCGGCCAGCUCCUUUCUCUCUUCUGCCGCCUCUUCCGGAGGACAACCUGUCUUGUGACGUCGUCUGGCUCAUGGCUCAGCCUGGGGUUUGUGCAGCCAGUGUUUUAUCUGGGCUCCGUGCUUUUUGAACCAACUUCUCCCAUUUCCAGAAUAGUCUCAUUCAGCAGUUUGUAGGAGAGAAAUCAGCUUUCAGGAUCCAGGCAUCAGGGCAAAAUGACUCAAGGGUCUCGGUCAUUUGUCCCCGUUGGGAGGCAGCUGUUGCGUUCUCUGUCAUUCCAGUGGUGAAAACCUCCAGGGCUUUGUUUUCUUUAGACCUGAUGGUUGGGGAACAGGAGCCUGCCCACGGCUGGAAGCCACCACCGUGGUCCUUGGCCAGCUAGUUUCUUCACGUGAGCCCACAGCACACUGCCAACUCUGCUAAAUGAAAG
Molecule: messenger RNA, 7730 nt
Organism: Choloepus didactylus (southern two-toed sloth)
Lineage: Eukaryota; Metazoa; Chordata; Mammalia; Pilosa; Megalonychidae
Gene: SDK1
Product: sidekick cell adhesion molecule 1
Exons: 45
Coding region: 324-6902 (2192 amino acids)
Molecular function (GO): protein binding
Source: RefSeq, a predicted model, not a curated record